Exaiptasia diaphana is the source of this 5717-nucleotide messenger RNA. RefSeq lists its product as uncharacterized. Gene Ontology annotation, biological process: cell differentiation; innate immune response; protein phosphorylation. The record is from RefSeq and is a predicted model, not a curated record. Gene Ontology annotation, molecular function: signaling receptor binding; non-membrane spanning protein tyrosine kinase activity; ATP binding. NCBI's taxonomy places the organism in Eukaryota, Metazoa, Cnidaria, Anthozoa, Actiniaria, Aiptasiidae. Gene Ontology annotation, cellular component: extrinsic component of cytoplasmic side of plasma membrane.
UUAAUAUAUGCACUAAUACAAACACGAUAUACAUAUGUAAUAAGCUCCAGUAUUCGUAUUUUACAGCGUGUUUUGCUAAUUAAUCGUAUCGUUAUUGCAAAAUAUUUUUAUUUUAUCGCCCGUGACUGAGCAUGAUUAGAGAUGAUGCUAAUGCAUUCAGUGAAAGUAAUGCUCUUUUGGACCGAGAGUUACUGAAAAUCGCCUCAAAUAACCGCAAAUCGGUCAAAAUCGCCUCAAAUCGCUCAAAAUCACCCCUAACUGUUGAAGUCACAAUAAUUGCGCGCAUAAAAAUGGACUUUUAAGCAGAGUGGUUUUGUAUGGUGCAAAAGAGAGAGAGGAGAGAAGUGGUUUUUGUAUGGUAUCAAAAUUUUAUACUAAUCGACCUAAUCGCCUAAAAAGUCGCUCAACGUUACGAGGACAAUUAUGGGACCAAACGUCAACUGAAGUUUCCCAAAAUAUUUAAAGUCUCCAAAUUCCCUUUAGAUUUUAGAUGUUUUUUGUUGUUGUUGUUGUCAAAUUUGUCAGUAAAAAUCGUAGUCUCUAAAAGUCACGGCGGCUUUCGGUCCUCGAGAAGGACGUACUUCUGAUCAUGGCCAACGCAUUCAAAACUAUCAGGAAGAAGCAAAGAAAUCAGCUGGCAGAAGUUUGCAUAAACUACUACCACAUUCAAGAAAGAAUAGAUUUGGGGUAUAGUUACACGAAUAAUCAUUAAUCUUUUUAACAUCAAAAAAUUAGAUAUCACUGAAAAUUUAUCGCCAAUCUUUUUUUGGCUAGCAUCAGCAAUUUGCAAAUUUAAAUAUUUAUUUUUGUUCUGACCUUUUGUUUCCUAAGUUAGUAACGCAAGGAUCGAGAGUGUAUUCCGAGUUUUUGCCAUCCUGUUUUGAGUUCAAAAUGAAAUGUGAAUUUCCCUACUUACAAGAAUGUGCACGAUCAGCAUUUUCAUUUCAUCAAAGUCAGACUUCCUGUCCGAGGUCAGCCAAGCGUGAGCUGAAAGAUCAAUCUGAAGACGAUGGCAACUUACUACAACAACGUCGAAAGAUCAGAAGUACGUCAAUCUCGGGCUUCAAUCUAUGGGAAUUUUUAUUCCUACGCCACAGGAGCUAUUUCAAAUAGCCCAUGGACACCGAGAGAAGUAAACGGCAUUUCCAACUAUCCACCAGAGUAUGAACGUAGUCCCGAUGCUUUUAUAAAGAACUACCAACAAGAAUUAACAAAAUAUCAUGGAUCUACCUCAGAAGAGAAGGAAACACUGAGAAAGUUUCUACUCCAUGCCGUACUUCCUUUCAUGGAAGAAGUACUCGAAGCAAAUGGUUUCGCUUCACCUGAAAUYCUCAAGYUGCUCYCCCAUCUAUGCUGUUUAAAUGACUCACUUGUAAAUAGAUCUGCACUUCAUUUGGUCUUAAAUGUACUUGUUAAAAGGCCAUGUGACGCAGAUGAGAAAAUUCAAACUUUUAUAUUCGAAAUGGAAAAUGUAUUGAGGAACAGCAUCAUUGCAGAAGAUGCAAUCUUCGAUGUAGAGCCUCUGGAGUUUCAGGGAUUUAGAGCAUUUGUGUACAGUCGAGUUUUGAUAAUGGUAGUUGUUCUUAUYAAACAAGGAAAAAUGCGAACUGAAGCAUGGAAUAGCUUGGAGAGUGUUGUCCUCCUCCAUAAAAAGCUAUAUGGGCUWAAYAAGCAAACAYCCUUCCGAGAAAAAAAGAAACCGCGAUAUGCAGUGGCGUGUAUUCAUCAAAGCAUCGAAACGYUGAAGAAKUCGAACCAWCAAAAGCAAUUUUGYCGCUUUUUAGAUUGGUUACACGGCUACUAUCAAGAUGACACGGUGGAUUUUACGGAAAGAGACAAAUUCCUCAAGGAAUAUAUCGGAAAAGUUACAGAAAACAAAACAGGCUGGUUUGACUUCCAUGUUGUGGUCUCUUGUCUGGAACCAAAGAUACACGAAAGACCGAAGGUGGUCGARAUCCUCYUCUYWAUGKUGRAGAAAUAUUGCAACUCCAAAAAGUCAAGAAAUCCAUUACGUUGGUUUAAAUGGUCUGACGAAGCACAGUGGCAAACWGGGCUCCACCUUGGAUGUGUUCUGGAAAACAUUGUCAUGACGAAUAAAGAUGAUGCCACAAGAAAGGUAGCAUGCGGAUCCCUGUGUUUGUACGUAGAUGAGCUGAAAGACAGUAAAACUUCAACAGAGAAACUAUUUGUUGAACAAAGCCUUGAAAGAUGCUGUUUCGGCCCACCCAAAACUGUUGUUCCCAUGAUGGUUUCAACACUAAAGUCUAGAAAAGAAGAGCCUAUCACUGUUCUAUCGUCCAUGAAAUUUCUGGCAAGUCUACGUUAUCGUCAACAAAUGGAUCCUCAAAGUUACCAGCUCGUUUGUAAGAACUUUGUGACUGGCAAAGCAUUCUUCAAAGGAAAUUUCAGAGGAGAAAUUUCAAUAACAAAAAUACUUGUUUUAUCAGAUGAUGACCAGAGAGGUAUUGAGAAUGACCCUAGCAAAUCUUACAAGGAUCUAAUUAAAGAAGCCUAUUUCUUGAGAAGACUGAACGUGAGUCCUCACCCCAAUAUUCUCAGGGUGUUUGCAUUCGACACAUGUACCAAGCCGUACCAUAUCAUCACCGAAUAUGCUGACAAAGGAACACUUCUGCAGUACCUACAGGAUGCAAGAUCCGAUAUAAAUCCGUUGCCAAAACCUUCAGUGUUACUUGAGAUGUUAUUUGGUGUUUAGCUUUGGUCGCCUUUUAUAUGAAGUAUUUACCUAUGGCAAUACACCGUUUAACUGGCUCAAAGAUGAUGAGACUGAAAAGAUAAGAAGCCUUGUUUUGAGAGGCGGAACGCUGCAUCAAGAGAAAUGUAUUCCAAAUUGGAUUUGGGAAAUCAUUGAAAAUUGYCACCAGCACAGUGCUGACAAGAGACCAAACCUUGCUGCCCUCAAAUACAGUUUGGGUGUGGCUCAGUCAAAAUUUGAGAGUUCCGCAGAUGAAGACAGGCCACCAACAGAAUAUCCACCUUUGACACACCAGGAUACACUUCAAACAAAUCUGAGCUCAUGUUAUGCCAUUGACAAAGCUGAGCAUUCGAAGGUUUUGGGGAUUUUUGGCUUUCAAACGCUGGCAGACGAUCGCCCGGAAAUACAAAACAUCAGAGGAGUUUCUCAGAUAAGAGAAAAGGUUGAGAAAACUGUGGAAGAAAGUACAAGAAAGCUAAAAGAUCUGCGUAAUAACUAUAUCGUCAAAGUCCUGGCCAUUACCGAUUUCAGCCCGACGCACAACGCCAUUUAUUCAGAGAACUCAGAAAGAGGGAAUCUCCUACAACUGGUGCUAUCCAAACAAUGCAACUCUAUUGAUCUUGUCAGAUUCUUGGUGCAGAUUCUCUAUGGACUGGAGUUCUUGCAUGACAGCAAUAUCUUGCAUUGUGACAUCAGAGCUGAGAAUGUGAUGGUAUUCUACGAUGAACAUCAAGUAUUAAGUGUCAAAAUUGCCCGUCUUGGAAGAUCAAGAUACCUCCGAACAUCACCUAUUGAGCUUCCGCAAAUGCCAGAAGAUGCAAUUACCAGGAGAUCUCUAGAGACGAUAAAGAACAAAACCUACUCCAUCAGCAGCGAUGUUUGGUCAUUUUGUCUUUUAUGCUAUGAGUUGUAUGAAGCUUAUGACAAUCGAGACCAACCUUGUCAACCUAUCGAUUGUGAGCCAAUCAAGUGCGAAAUAGAGAAAAUUGUCGCUUAUCUCGAAAGCAACAACCGUCCAGAGAAACCAAAAAGCAUGCCGGACUGGUUAUACAUUGCAGUAAAGCAAGGCUUACUUUACAAACCAGAGGAAAGACCCCCUCCAAUUCUCUUGCGCGAUUGCUUGACAUAUCGCAAACCGUUUGAGUCUUGUUUGCUAUCUCGAUGGAAAAAGUAUCAUCCAGAUUUGAUAGUCGAACAUAAUGUCAUCGAUGUCGAAGUUGAACAGCCAUCAAUCCCUGAGUACGAACACGUGAUACCGCCUGGCGAACACAUCCCUUUCGAUGAAUUACAGCAGAUGUCCUCAGUAGCUGUCUUCAUGAAUCACUCUUACAAAUACGCACCAGGAAAUGAACUAGCUGAUGUUGAUGAUAAUGAAGAAUUAUAUGAAGACAUACAUUCUCCUGCGUACGUCAAUAUUGGAAGGGACAUCGGAGAGAGAAGGGUGCGCGACGUCACUUACGAUGAAGUCGUGAGGCAACAACUACCCUCCAGCCAGCCUACCCGGCCUCCUUCUACUCCAUCUCCCAAGAUAGUAGGAAAACCACCUCCUCGACCACCGAAGUCGGACCAUUGCCAAGCCAUUAGGCGUCCAGCCCCAUACCCACGCCGCUUACCAUUGCAAACCCUGCCAAGCAAUGAAAGCCGACAUCAGUCGAUAAACGAUGAGGUAUUGUAUGUAAAUAUGCCCUUUGUUAACGACAUGGCAAGAGAAAUGGCAGGCCAACACGAUAACGCGGAAGAACGAUCCUGGCACUCAUGGAAUAGCUCAACACCGUCCCCAAGGCCAUCUCGGCCACCCUCUUUUCAAGAUGGCGCUGUUCGGGGAGAUGACCCUGGCAUUGGCUGAAAAGCAUUUACGACCGAAAUUCUGUAUUGGCCCUUCCGAAUUCAAAAGGGACUGUAUGAUAUCUAACCACAAACUCGAUGAAGUUUAAAGUAAUAUAUAAGAUAUGAGCGGGAGACUUUUAUUGGCAUUUAAAACUGCGAGCUCUGAAGCUUUUACGUCAUGAACAGUAUAUGCAAUGCAUUAUAGCAUAUAUUUGGGAUAAAACAUGGCGGAUUUCUUUUGUUUUCUCCAGAAACUGAUCCCACAAUGCAUUGCAAAUAGGUGACGUGAAAGCUUCAGAAAUGUAUGAGGGGAACUUAUCGAUCUGCCUAGCCUGCUGUUCAGUAUACAUGUACAGUACACAUGUACAUAAUAAUCAAUUGUUUAAUUUUUUGCCAUAAACUUUUCAAAUGGUUCUGAACUAUUUUUUUAGCUAUUACAAACACUAAUAUACAUGUACACUAUGGAUGUAAAUAUCUUAAUAUGUAAUUUUUUACUUACAUGUUUGUGUACAUUUAGCUUAUUUUAAUAUGCAGUUUUUCACCAACAUGAAUGUGCACAUUUAGCAACUUUUAUUAAUGCAAUAUUCCGAUGGAAAAAAAGUAUCAUCCAGAUUUGAUAGUCGAACAUAAUAACAUCGAUGUCGAAGUUGAACAGCCAUCAAUCCCUGAGUACGAACACGUGAUACCGCCUGGCGAACACAUCCCUUUCGAUGAAUUACAGCAGAUGUCCUCAGUAGCUGUCUUCAURAAGCACUCUUACAAAUACGCACCARGAAAUGAACUAGCUGAUGUUGAUGAUAAUGAAGAAUUAUAUGAAGACAUAAGUUUACCUGCGUACUAUUUUUUAACUAUUAAAAACACUAAUAUACAUAUACACUAUGGAUAUAAAUAUGUAAUUUUUACCUACAUGCGUGGUAUGUGUACAUUUAGCUUAUUUUAAUAUGUAGUUUUUCACCAACAUGAAUGUGCACAUUUAGCAACUUUAAUUAAUGCAAUAUUCCGAUGGAAAAAAAGUAAAGAAAAGCUUGUAUGGUAAAUACAUAGAAAGUUGCUUGUUAUGUUCAAGCGAAAUAGUCUAUGUGCCCCAUGCUGGGAUUCUAAAUAUUCGCUUUUUUGUGAAAUUCAAAAGAUGAUGUAAAUAUAAUUUUGAGUAAAAUAAUAAAAGGAACGAAAAGUU